AUGGCUUGGCAAUGUUCGGGGUCAAGCAAUGCGCAGUUGAUCAACAAUCUGUUUAACUCUGGUCUUAUAAAAAGCGAGCGAGUUAAAAAUGCUAUGCUUCGGGUCGACCGUGCCGACUAUGCACCAGCCAAUCCAUACGCAGAUUCUCCUCAGACUAUAGGGUAUUCGGCAACCAUCUCCGCUCCACACAUGCAUGGUCAUGCUUGCGAAUAUCUUCUUGAGUAUCUGCAUCCGGGAUCUCGUGUGCUGGACAUCGGAUCUGGCUCGGGCUAUUUGACACAUGUUCUUGCAAACUUAAUCACUGAUUCUUCGUCGCCUCCAUCAUCUGCUGAGGGCCAUGUUGUCGGUAUCGACCAUAUUCAGGGACUAGUCGAUUUAUCUAAGCGCAAUAUGGCCAAGUCUGAAUCUGGCCGCAAGCUGUUAGAGACCGGAAAGGUCAACUUUGUUGUUGGCGACGGUCGUUUGGGGUGGUUGGAAGGUGGCCCAUACGAUGUUAUUCAUGUUGGAGCAGCGGCAACAACGAUCCAUCCCGCCCUGAUAGACCAACUCAAGGCGCCUGGUCGAAUGUUUAUUCCAGUUGAAUCAACUGGGGAACAUAGUAGCGCUCGAUUGUUCAACUUGGGUGGCCCGCAAUACAUCUGGGUCGUCGAUAAAAGGGAAGAUGGCUCGGUGCAUAAAGAAAAAGUCUUUGGCGUUAACUAUGUGCCGCUGACCGAUGCGCCGCAAUAG
Uncinocarpus reesii 1704 is the source of this 729-nucleotide messenger RNA. RefSeq names its product protein-L-isoaspartate O-methyltransferase. The record is from RefSeq and is a predicted model, not a curated record. Gene Ontology annotation, biological process: protein modification process. The coding region runs from base 1 to 729 and encodes 242 amino acids. Gene Ontology annotation, cellular component: cytoplasm. The transcript has 2 exons. NCBI's taxonomy places the organism in Eukaryota, Fungi, Ascomycota, Eurotiomycetes, Onygenales, Onygenaceae. Gene Ontology annotation, molecular function: protein-L-isoaspartate (D-aspartate) O-methyltransferase activity.